UUGGGGCGGAGCGAGAAGUUUAAAUAGGCACAGAAAUAAAUGAAUGACCACACGCACGCACACCCCGAAACUCAGCACGCACCCGAAUCUCUCCACCAGGAAUUUGGAGGGGCAACGCAACCCCCCCCCCCCGCAGGCGAUCGCCUGGUUGGCGAAGGCUGCGCCGCAGAAAAACGCACCAAGAAUGACGGAGAAGCGGGGCGGGGGGGUGCGGUUUAAAGAGAGCCGCUUCCAAACUUGCGGCGGGGGUGGGGGCGCCCGUCCGGCUGGCAAACCUCAGGCCUUCUGCCCGAUGCGCCCCCCGCCCUAAACGCGGUCAGCAGUAGCACCUCCACCCCCACCCCCAAGCAUAGUUCCCCCAGCCUGCUCUUCGGGGCUGGAAAGCGGGGCUAUGCGGGGGCGGGGGGGGGAGCUUUGCUUUCGCAUCUUUGUUGUUUCCACCUCUCUGCGGAGAGUGGCCGGGUAUUUGCCCGGUGGCGCUGGGGAGGUGAGGGGUCAGGAUUGGGUCCUCCUCCGGUUGCUUGGAGUUUGUUAGUGCCGGGCAGGGGGUUUCUCAAGCUUGGGUCUCCGGGUGUUGCUGGACGACAAAGGAGUCUUCGUUCAUGGCGGCGGCGGCGGAUGAUAGGUGGUGUAGUCCGGCAGCAUCUGGAGGCCCAAGCCUGAGACCCCCUGGCCUAGCCAGGCAGCAAUGCUCCACCACAACCCGGCGGCGGCAGCGGCAGCCAUGGAAGCGCGCCUGCAGCAGCGACAGCAGCAGCUGCUGGUGCUGCUCAGCGCUUCCUCCUCCGCCAGGCCCUUCGCCCCGCUCUGGCCGCCCUCCAACGCCUCUGCGGCGGCGGCUGCAGCUGCGGCGGGCGGGGGCCCCUCGGAGCUGCCUGCCGCGGCCGGUGGCGAGGACGCGAGCGGCGGCAGCGGGGCCGGCGCGGGCGGCAGCGGCGGCGGCGGGAGCGGCAGCGGCGGCGCAGGCGGGGAGACCUCCACGGCGGCGGCGGGCACGGCGGCGGCGGCGGUGAGCGCCUGGGACAUCGCGCUGUGCGCCACGGGCACGGCGGUGGCCUGCGAGAACGCGCUGGUGCUGGCCGUGCUCUUCUACACGCCCAGCCUGCGGGCGCCCGCCUUCCUGCUGGUGGGCAGCCUGGCGCUGGCUGACCUGCUGGCCGGGCUGGGGCUGGUGGCCAACUUCGGCGUGCAGCACCUGCUGGCGCCCCCCAGCGAGGCGGCGGCGCUGGCCGCGGCGGGGCUGCUGCUGGCCGCCUUCUCGGCCUCGCUCUGCAGCCUGCUGGCCAUCACCGUGGACCGCUACCUGUCGCUCUGCAACGCGCUCACCUACCACGCGGAGCGCAAGCUGGCCUCCACGGCCGCGCUGCUGCUGCUGGGCUGGCUGGCCUGCCUGGGCGCCGCGCUGCCGCCGCUGCUGGGCUGGAACUGCCUGCGCGAGCCGGGCGCCUGCAGCGUGCUGCCGCCGGUCACCCGGGAGCACGCCGCCGUGCUGGCCGUGGCCUUCCUGCUGCUCUUCGCCCUGAUGCUGCAGCUGUACCUGCAGAUCUGCAGGAUCGCCUUCCGGCACGCCCAGCAGAUCGCCGUCCAGCGCCAGUUCAUCGCCGCCGCGCAGGCCACCUCCCCGCGCAAGGGCCUCUGCACCCUGGCGCUCAUCCUGGGCACCUUCGCCGUCUGCUGGAUCCCCUUCGCCAUCUACGCGCUGGUGGCCGACGCCAGCUACCCACCCGUCUACACCUACUCGCUGGCCCUGCCGGCCACCUGCAACUCCCUCAUCAACCCCAUCAUCUACGCCUUCCGAAACCCGGACAUCCAGAAGUCCCUCUGGCUGGCCUGCUGCGGGUGCGUCCCGUCGGGCGUCUCCGCCAGGCCCAGGACCUCCAGCGAUGUAUGAGACUGCUCGGCCCCCGCCGAUCGGUUUGAACCUCGUCUCUCUCGCGGUCACGAAGCUCUCUCCAGCAGCAGCGGGGAGGAAAGGACGCGGGACUUAAAAGCACCCGCCUUUCUUUGGGAAAGGAAACGGGGUGCAAGAGUCCAUCCGUGUGCAUUUGUUUUGGCGCCAAGGGUUUAUUUUCUUACACACGGUUUUGUUUUCCAAACACCCCGCCCCGCCCCUAGGAUGUGUCUGGCAGGUGACUUCUCCCCCCCCCCCGCCCUCCAUCUUUUAAAGGGAGGGCAGAGUGGUGGGGAAGACGAGAUCUGCGGCCGGGACGGAUUUUGCUCAAGCAUAAUUGCAAAAGGACUGGUGGUUGUUCUUUGAACCUACCCCUUUCAUUCUGAGUUCUCAAUUCCUCCUUUCCCUCCAAGGUCCCGUGAUUGAGAGUCCAAACCAGCGGUGGGCAGCGGUGUUCUCUGGGACAGGGAUCCCCGAAGUUGUUGACUACAACUCCCAGCAUCCCCCACUUCCCUCGUGUUCAUCAGUUUUUGGAGCAGGCAUCUAGGAGGAGGAGGAGAGUCUGCCUCGUGGCUGGGGGGCGGGGGCGCCUGCCUCCCCUUUACACGGGAGCUCAGUUUUGUAUAUGGAGAGGGAGGUUUGGCAGCGCAAGAGCCGAGAGCCGAAAAGCUGCGUAAAUGCUUCUCUUCCGCUUCAUCUUGAAUGUGGAGUUUAAAAAACAACAACAAAAAACCAUAAACCAACAGUUUGCAGGGAAUUUCCCCGAGGGGAAGCGUAGGCUGCUCAGCUGGGGUUUUUCUUUCACUGGAAUCCCGCUCUGCUCUGCAAUAACAUCAAAUGGGGUGUGUGUGUGUGUGUGUACACACACACACACACCCCCCCCAUCUGAUGUUAUUGCAUGGCAGAGCAGAGCGGGAUUCCAGUGAAAGGAUAUCUAUAAAAGUGAUGUAUGUAUUAUAAAAGCAGGCAGGGGUGUAGCUAUAAUCGAGCAGAUGGGUCCAAAGAAUUCGGAGCCGCAGCUCCACCCCUCCCUAUUUUCUUCAGUAUCUCCCUGACUCCGAAGGGCUAUAGGGGAGAGGAGCAAACAGGGCCCCCUCUCCCCUAGCUCCCCUCCCUCCCUCUCCCCCAGCAUCAUGGGUGGCGUUUACACUGCCGGGUUGCUUCCGAUCCCAGAGACGCUUCAGCACCAUCAGGGCUGGACAGCUCCAGGGAAGUGCUGGAGGAGGCGGAGGAAGGCGCCCGCCUGGGUGUCUGGGGACCUUGCUCUGGUCUGGGCUACGGUGCUGUGCAUUAGCCCUGGGGCCAGCGAGAAGGAGGGCCUCUGAGCCAGCUAUAGGCAGUUGCCACGCCUCCUCGGCGUGGCCUCCCCUCCCUCCCCCCCCCCCCAUGUGGUUGCACAGUUUGGCUGAGUAGAAGUAGAAGGGCUGCUGCUGCUCCCUACAUGGUUGGUCGGGAUUUGAGGGGGCACCCAGGACCGAAAGCACUUUAAAUCCGCAUUAUAUCACUGUGUGAGGCUACAGCAGAGCCUUUGUAUGUUGUCUUUUGCCAAUGCACUUAAAGUGACUCCAGAGACUGUUGGGGUAACAUGGACUGGUCCAAAAUGAAGGCCGGUGGAGGGAUGGAGAAACAAAGAUGGCACCACCAGCAUGUGGUGGAUAAGAUCAGGAACCUCGAUGGCUUUUAAUUUUAGGAGGGGGAGGGUCGUGCUGGUUGUCAAAGGGAUCACAUUUAUUUGGGGAGCGAAGAGGGUUGCCUUGAGGCUGGCUGAUCUGACCUUCUGUAUCCCUCGAUUUAUUUCUCUGAAUGGGGACACUUUGCCCAACACGCUUGCCUCUGGGCCUGCUGUUUUGUGAUGUGAAAUGAGAAGAGGAUAAAGUGCCCUUUAGCACAGGGCUGGGCUGGGGGUGAGGAAGCUGUUGUUGUUGUUGUCCAGGAACCACGAGGGACGGAAGUUUGAGAGCGGCAUGUUCAUUAUUUCUAUCGAUGUAAACCACUUUGGGAACUUCAGCUGGAAAGCGGCAUAUGAAUAUUCGUGGUAUUAUUUUGGUCAAGGAAGCGAUCAGAAUUUUGUCGAGCAAAAUCUUUCAGGGAACCAGUGGGAAGCAUCCAGCCUAGCCAGGGAGUCAUGACUAAGCACCAUUGAAAUCGAUGAGACAUGUCAGUCAUGACUAACUUAACUCCCGUGGAUUUUGAGGGGACUUAAUGACUAAGGGGAAAUGGCUUGACUAGCAAGCCAGAGGUUGCUGGUUUGAAUCCCUGCUGGUAUAUUGUUUCCCAGACUAUGGGAAACACCUAUAUCGGGCAGCAGCGAUCUAGGAAGAUGCUGAAAGGCCUCACCUCAUACUGCGCAGGAGGAGGCAAUGGUCAACCCCUCCUGUAUUCUGCUGAAGACAACCACAGGGCUCUGUGGGUGCCAGGAGUUGACACCAACUUGACGGCACACUUUACUUUAAUGACUAAUUUGGUCUAGAUGCUGCCUGAUGUGACCAGUUCCAUAGAGGAAGCAUCAUGGAUCUGAGAUACCCCUGUUUUCCUUUUCUCAGUUAAAACGGGUCAGGGCUGGGGCAGGUGACACAUCUAUGCACCGGAUGGAAACCUUUCAACCUGGCAUGCACUGUACCCGCAUAGUUGGGGAGGGGCAUUUCCCACCUCUAUAGAUGCUUUCACAAGGGUGACAAAAAGUGCCACUUUUCAUCACUAAGCAUCACUACUGCCUCUCUAGCAGGUGUUUCUGAUCCCUGUGCAUGCGGUCAGUGGGACCUGCAGUGCGCAUAACAGCCAUUUUGAACCCAGAGAGGAGCGUCCCUAGAAAUGUGGCUGUCUAUAUUUUGAAUAAUUGCUGGGUAUGGUUAGUGUGGUUCUCCUGUCUAUACACUCAGUCUCAAACCGGACUCUUAUUUGUAGCCCGUUCACGUUUUUGUCCCACACAGUCGCAUCUGGGCUGUCUUGUCUUUUUUUGUGGCCAGGAUGAGUUAUCAUUUAUGGCCGGAGUGGCCAAGCUGAGGCUCUCCAACGGCUGCUGGACUACAACUCCCAUCAUCCCCUGCCACAAUGGGGAUUAUGGGAAUUGUAGUCCAACAACGGCUGGAGAGCCUCAGCUUGGCCCACCUCAGUGGCUGCCACUGGGGGAAGUAAACAUGUUUUCAUCUCUCCCCUCCGCAUAAUGUUUAGCAAUGCAAAACUCUUUGAUGUGGCAUCUGUGUGCUGAGAUUCCACACCCCUGCAACCAGCAGAAAAUGAAGCAGAGCAGGGACAGAGAAACUCACAAUGCAGCGGUAUUGCAUCAUGGGUUUUGUCUUAUUAAAAGUUUUGUGUGUGGAUGGAGAGAGAAAGAGAGGAAGGACACUGCUGCGACUUUCAGCAACAGCCAUGUGAACACAAGAACAGCCUUCCGGAUCAGGCCCAAGGCAGCCUUUCCUGUUCCACACAGUGGCCCACCAGAUACCUCUGAGAAGCCCACAGGCAAGAGGUCUGUGCAUGCCCCCUCUCCUGCUGUGGCUCUCCUGCAAUUGCUAUUGAGAGGCAUCGUGCCUCUGAGGCUGGAGUUGGCCAGUAGCCACCAGACUAGUAGCCAUCACUAGACCUGUCCUCCAUGAAUGUGUCCAUAAGACCAUGUGGUGACUGUAAGGUGACAUUCUAGAGAUCUGGCCAUGCCUCCCCGUUAGAAAACCCUGUGGCAUUUCUAAGAGUUCAAAAAGCGAGCAAAUGAAGGAAUACCAGUUGCAGGGGAGUAACAGCAGGAGAGAGGACAUGCCCUCAACAGCUGCCUGUGGGCUCCCCAUAGGCAUCUGGUGGGCCACUGUGCGAAACAGGAUGCUGGACUCGAUGGGCCUCCUUGGGCCUGAUCCAGCAGGGCUGUUCUUAUGUACCAUGUAGAUUGGUGCAGCCUCAUUGCCAAACUGAAACUUUAUGCUGUGUUAUACUGUUAUUCUAAAAGCAUGGAAGUGUUUGUGACAGCACCCCAGGGUGCCAAUUGCCAGCUAUGUUCAGACUGGCUCCCAGCCAGGCUGUUCCUGUGUGUCCCCCCCCCCCCCCCGCCUUGAUUCCUAUGCUGACUCCUCCCAACUCAUCAAUCCCCACCCCCACCCCUGUUUAGGGUUCAGGAGUCUCACACUUUGGAGACCGCCUUACUAUCACACGUGCACUAAAAAAGCUCACCAUCUGUAGAAGAAAAAAAUGUGACCCAAAGGCCCUGGAGGGUCCCCUUUUGACUUGAAAGUUGUGUCUAGAACAGCCUGGUUGGUUCAGCACAUUGAGUCUAUGAAGGUCUUCUGAACGCCGUGGUGUGGAGGGGUCUUGUUGGUGCGCUUCAUGGUGGUGAGGCCAUUUCUGAAGGGGCCGGUGGACAGAACGGAAUGGCAAGCCAGUGUUUUUCAAACAGGACUGUGCUCAUUGCUCCCCCAAAGCGGGGGGCGGAUGCUCUGCUACUAUUCCACGAUGCUUCAACCAAGCCCCAGUAAUGCACUUUAUGGAUGAGUGAGGGGUGGGGGGAAGAGAAAGAAAUCAAAGGAGUUAUUGCACUGUCUCUCUAUGGCGUACAAUAUGAUGCAUUCAUCUGUUAAGAGUAAUUUAUUUUUAUUACUGUACAUAAAAAUGUUCAAGUGAUUUGUCAAGAUAAUAUUGAUAAUUAUUUAAAAAAUAAAUUCAACCCCCCCCCCAAGAUAUUUCAAGUUCUGGGCCACCACUGACCCAGGUCUGUGCCAAA
Hemicordylus capensis (graceful crag lizard) is the source of this 6596-nucleotide messenger RNA. Its product is annotated as G-protein coupled receptor 12-like. The transcript is spliced from 2 exons. The record is from RefSeq and is a predicted model, not a curated record. NCBI's taxonomy places the organism in Eukaryota, Metazoa, Chordata, Lepidosauria, Squamata, Cordylidae. The coding region runs from base 689 to 1891 and encodes 400 amino acids. Gene Ontology annotation, cellular component: membrane. Gene Ontology annotation, molecular function: G protein-coupled receptor activity. Gene Ontology annotation, biological process: G protein-coupled receptor signaling pathway.